AUGGAAAAGAAUGAGGAAGAACAACUGGAAGGGGAGAAUAUUCAAGAAGACGUUGGAAGAGUCAUGGAAGACGAAAUAACUAAUAAUCAGGACCAAAAAGUUGAGUCUUCUUCUUCUGAGGAAAAGCCUAAAACUCCAACUGUUCAUUUUACAAAACCAAGCUUUUACCGAGUGAACACUGUGAUAAGUGAUGUAAAAGUGUGUCGUUCGAUGUCGUACGAUAUGUGUGGAAAUCAUCAGCAAGAGCUGCUCUUCGAUCUUUACAAGGAUGAGACGACAGGAAAAGUCUAUCUUCCACGAUUUUUCAAGGCUUUGCUUGAAAGCGGAAUCCGAAAAGACGAUCCUCGAAUCGACAAAAUGAUUCAAAACAUUAAAGAUGCUGAUCUUCUGGAUGAUUUUGUAUGGGGCUCCCAACACAUUUAUUUGGAAAAGGACACAUUCAAGAAAUACAUUGGAAGUAGCAUUGGAGUGGUGACGAAGGCAUUGAAGAAGCAGAUGAUCAUACCGGAUUGGGAACGGUUCGUUGGAGAUAUGGGAGAGAUUUUUGAAGAUGUUCGAGGAUUCAAUGAAGGAGAACUGGCAACGUAUAUUCCACAACUAUCACGAGUUCCACCUGAUAGUUGGGCAAUGUCUGUAUGUACGAUUGAUGGGCAAAGGAAGAGCUGGGGAGACUCAUUGAAUCCGUUCUGUCUGCAAAGUGUUUCAAAACCCUUCACUUAUGCUCUGGUUCAUGAUGAUAUUGGACCGGAGGCGUUGCAUGCACACGUGGGACAAGAACCUUCUGGAAGACUAUUCAACGAUAUCAGUUUAGAUCAUAAUAAAAAACCCCACAAUCCACUAAUCAACGCUGGUGCGAUCGUCGUUGCUUCGCUGCUCAAAAACAAGACUCCACUGGCAGAUCGCUUCGAUUUUAUGAUCCACGCGUGCCGGAAAUUCGUCGGAAGUGGAUACAUUGGAUUCAACAACUCGGUAUUUUUGUCUGAAAGAGAAACGGCUGAUCGAAAUUAUGCUCUAUCGUACUACAUGAGGGAACACAACGUCUUUCCGAAAGAUUUGAAUCUCCAAGACACUCUUGAUCUCUACUUCCAAAUUUGUUCCAUCGAGACCAACUGUGAUUCAUUGGCUGUAAUGGCUGCCACGUUGGCGAAUGGUGGAGUGAAUCCGAUGAAUGGUGAACGGGUUGUGAAUAAUCGUGCGUGCCGAGACACACUUUCUCUGAUGUACUCAUGUGGAAUGUACGAUUGGUCGGGUCAGUUUGCAUUCCAUGUUGGUCUCCCUGCAAAGUCUGGAGUAUCUGGAGAUAUGAUAAUUGUGAUACCAAAUGUGAUGGGCAUUGCAUUGUACAGUCCACGACUAGACAAAUUGGGAAAUACGGUUAGAGGAGUGAAGUUUGCGGAGCAGUUGGUACAGAAGUAUAAUUUCCACAAUUAUGAUAGUUUGAUUUACUCGGACAACAAAAAGAUUGAUCCCCGUCGGCAACUGAAAGACGAUCAUGAUGGUCAGAAUAGAUUUAUGUAUGCCACAAAAUUGGGAGACAUUGCUGCAAUCAAACGAUUCCUACUGAUGGGACACGAUAUUCAUUGCAAAGAUUACGAUAACAGAACAGUUUUACACGUGGCAGCUGCCGAAGGAGACGUCGUUACAUUGGAAUACGUUCUGAGCAAAUGGCAGGAAGAUCCUGAUCCACUUGAUAGAUACGAUCGAACUCCUUUGGAUGAUGCGAAACAUUUUAACCACACGGCGUGUAUCAAACUUCUCGAAGAGGCAAUUACUGUUUUCAAUCUCAAGCAACAGGAUGAUUAG
This is a messenger RNA of Caenorhabditis briggsae, 1803 nucleotides long. RefSeq names its product Protein CBR-GLNA-3 (gene Cbr-glna-3). Lineage: Eukaryota; Metazoa; Nematoda; Chromadorea; Rhabditida; Rhabditidae. Gene Ontology annotation, biological process: L-glutamine catabolic process. The transcript has 7 exons. Gene Ontology annotation, molecular function: glutaminase activity; protein binding. The record is from RefSeq and is a predicted model, not a curated record. Bases 1 to 1803 code for a protein of 600 amino acids.